Messenger RNA from Rhodamnia argentea, 1144 nucleotides. Its product is annotated as disease resistance protein RUN1-like. The transcript has a single exon. The record is from RefSeq and is a predicted model, not a curated record. The coding region runs from base 1 to 888 and encodes 295 amino acids. Lineage: Eukaryota; Viridiplantae; Streptophyta; Magnoliopsida; Myrtales; Myrtaceae. Gene Ontology annotation, molecular function: protein binding.
AUGGAUGGAAGUUUCAUGAGAAAGUUGCCUCAAUCUAUUGGAAUGCUGAAGAAGCUGGAGGAGAUUCGUGCAUCACGCUGUCGGAGUUUGGAAAAAAUUCCUGAGGAGAUUCAAGGCUUGUCUCAUUUGAGGAUUUUGGUGUUGUCACAUACAAAUAUUCCUAGCCUACCAGACAGCAUCUCUAGUCUGCCCCAUCUUCGAAACCUUGAUUUAUAUAGCUGCGACAAUCUUCGGAAGCUUCCUCUGCUUCCCUCUAGUUUAGUCGCUUUGUGUCUCACUUAUGACUUGAGUAAACUGAAGUCGUUGGAUAUUUCAAGUCUGACCAAUCUCAAAGAGUUGUACCUUGCCAAUUAUUUGGAAGAGGAGGCAUCUCCCAGCGCAGACAGAUCUUCGAUGGUGGAGCCACUCAGCCUUUCUGGGAUUGACAAAUUGACAAAAGUUGAGGCCUUGAAAUUGUGCCUCUCAGGCUUCGCUACACUACCGGACAUGAGUGCUCUUUCGCAGCUAAGGAAGCUUGACCUUCAAUGUCCAGACCUGCAACAUCUCCCACAACUACCCAAAAGUUUGAAAAAACUGACCCUCCAUGACUGCAAAUCCUUGGAGAAAUUGCCCGAGCUCAAGCAUCCCAAGUCUUUAUCUGGAUUGGAGCUUCUCUCAUGUUCAGUAAGGGAAAUCCAAGGACUUGGCAAUCUCUCAUCCUUGGAAGCCUUGUCUAUUUCUCACUGUGAGCUGGUAAAGCUAGAAGGCCUCGAAUGCUUGACAUCCCUGAGAACAUUGACCAUCUCAUACUGUGAUUCCCUACUAGAACUGCCAGAUUUGUCAAACUUGAAGCUGAGAACACGUAACAUUCAUCAUUGCAAGAACAUACCUCAACAGGACAGCCUCUAGUAGUCGAGCUCCCUAGAAAGGCCAGAUGUUCGCGAAGCUCGUGGUUGACUCGAGAAAGAUCUAUUUCAUGCUUCCUCGAGCAAGUCUGAAGCUUCUGAGGCCGAGGUACAUUGUAAAGUUCGUGCGUCUUUGCUAUGUAGUGAGGAUCCAUGAGUUCCACUUCCAUUGUUCGGACUUCCUUGUAACUGGAAUGCUUUCUUCUCCAAUGUUUCCAUCUUUCUUUUCCCUUCUUUAGAGAAUGCAGUAUCUUUCCUUU